AACAAAAUGGCAGAUUACGAGAUAAUGUUACACGACAGAAUCAAUACUUAGACAGGGAAUAUUAGGCUACACUCAGCUGUAAAAAAUAAAAUUUUAAAUAUAAAUAACAAAAUGGCAGGGGCUAUGUUUGAGAGUGAAAAGACUCGUAUUUUAAAAGCCAUUGUUAAUAAUGAUGUCCCAGCUCUAAGAACAGCUUUAAAAGAUGGAGAAAAUCCUCACUACACUGAUAGGAAACGUAACACAUACCUCCAUUAUGUAUGUACCAUGUAUCGUCCUGUCAUCUUUCACAUUAUUGUGGGAACAGGAAUCAAUCUAAAUGCACAGAACAGGCAUGGAAACACAGCCCUCCAUGUGACUGCUCUACAGAAUGAAUGCUGCCAUGUAGGAGACCUCUUAGCAGCUGGGAUCAACCCAAACAUCAAAAACAAAGAUAAAAAAACUGCAGCAGAAAUUCCUACCAAAAAUAAGUUCUGGAAAAGUAUUUAUUAUAAAUAUCAGCCAGGUAUAUUUGAAGCAGUCAGCAGCCAUGAUGUUGAUGCAGUCUUGCACUUGUUACACUGCUGGUCAAGAGUGGACACCAAAAGAGAUGGUCAAACACUAAGGCAGUAUGCAGCUGCUCUUAAAUUUCACGACAUUGUCUAUCAUAUUGAUGUUCAUAUGCACACCUUGAGUGCUAUUCACGCAGUGCUAGAAGAAAACACAGAGAAAGCAUGGACAUAUUUAUCUCAUCCUAAAUGUGAUGUCAAUUUUCUUAACUACGCAGCAGACUCCAGCCAUAUCCUCCAGUACGCCAUCAAACUUGGGGAUGUCAGACUGGUCCGUAUGAUCUGUAAGGCAAACAUCAAUGUCAACAUCAGAGUUACUGUUGAAGGUUAUCUCAAGGCUCCACUAUUCUUCUGUGCUAUUGGUCCAAAUAUUCCAGAGGAAAUUAUGUGGCCUGUACUGAAAGCUAAUGCUGACUUCACCCUCAAAGACGAGAGAGGCCGGAAUGCUGCCAUCUAUGCUCUAGACAAGACUAAUAGGAAAAUAUCUUGUGAGGUGGUUUCCUUUAUGAUGAAGAAUGGACUGGAUUUAUCUCAGAGAGAUUGUACAGGUGUAACACUGAGAGAUGUUGUCAGGUUUGCUGUGAGGAAAGACAUCCUCACAGUUAUAGACACAGAUUAUGUCAAACUUAUCAGAUCUUCCAACAUGAAAGAGUUAGAGAGGCUGGCUGUAAUGGGCUAUGACAGUUUGCUAAUCAAUUUUAACUACAGAGAUACAUUUAUCUAUGCUAGUGGCAAUGAGACAGAAGAUGUUGUGCAUUUCACCCAAUGGCUGCCCAUGUUUUGUGCUGAAGUUACAGAAUUUCACCAGUUAGUCCAAGAUGGCAGCCAUGCAGACGUCAGCAAAUAUCUGGCCACUUGUAGUCGCCCUGAUUUACUGGUUAAUGCCAGAGACAAGGGUGGUAGAUCAGCCUUACAUCUCAGUGUCCUCUAUGGGCACCAGGACGUUCUUCAGCUCCUGCUGGCUCACCAAGAUGUGGACAUCAAUGUCACUGACAAUCUAGGAAGAUCAGCCUAUCACUAUGCUUGUUCUAUUGAAGAGGAAGCUGAAAGGAAACAACUGUGUCAUUUACUUCUAGAUGCUAAGGCAAAUGCUGAUACUCUUGACAAUAAAAACCGUAAAGCUUCCUACUAUAUGAGUCACACAGAUGAGGCAAGUACAUGGAUUGCCAAAGAAAGAAAGACACAUUAUGGGAUGGUGAAACAGUUGGCAUGUGUAGAUAAGUAUCAAGAGUUGUGUCACCUGAUAAAGCACAAGAGAAAACCAAUCAAACAUUUUGAAUCAGCCAUAAAAAAAUUUAAACAUCCAGUUGCACAGUUUGAAAAUAUUCUGAGGCCUUUAAUGCCAGACUAUAGAGAUUUACUCUUUGUUGCCAUGGACAACGGUCAAGAAGAAAUAGCCACAAGGCUCAUACACCUGGGAGCUGAUUGGACCAUACAGCAACUUUGUGAGGUCAAGACCUCAUCAGGUGAAGAUGUUACAACAGAACUACAACCUGUUACAGUGUACCACAGAGCCAAUCAACUGGGGAUGAAAAAACUCACCCGCGCCAUAGACAGAAGGAGAGAAUUUUUUGACCGGAACACAAACACCAACUUCAGUACACGUGUCAGUGACACUAUGUCAAAUAGCCUGGUCAGUGACACUGUGUCAAAUAGCCAGACAUUGGAAGUUAUACGCAAGUCAGGUGAUGUGGCAAAAGUUGACCAGUGGAUGGCCAGUGAUGGUAUGGAGGGUGAUGGUAUUAACAAAUAUAAUGAUGUCGUGUUUGAAGAGAAACUUACAGAUGACAUACUUGAAGAUAUUUUAGAAUGUAAUGUGACUUUGGAUAGUGGGGAAUGGGGUGAUGAUUCUGCUACACAAGAAGAAGACAGUGAUUUACUUGCUGUCAUGUAAUGAUUGUUUUCUAUCAUCUGAUCACACUUUUUAGUUUUGCCAAAUCCAUCUUUUGGAGAAAACCUGAAAUUUUGCAUUUAUCAAAGACUGUCUGUUUCCUAUCGAUUCAAUUAAACUAUUAGUAUUAGUAUAAUAUUUUUAUACAUAUUCUUUUCAAACAAAUAAUAUACAUUUCCAUCUGUGAUAUAUGAUUACUUUUUAACACGUUUUUAUUAACUCAGCUUCGCGUGUGUUUGUUGUUAAAAUUGACUUCGAAAAUUAGCCCACUUCUGAUUGUUCUAUAGAUCUGAAAUUUGGCAUGCAGGCUACUUUCGCCUAACAAUUUCAGAUGCAAUCAUAAAAACUAGCAAUUAGAGACCGUAAUUAGCUUAAUUUAAUUACGCCCUAAGGACCAUAAAAUUGAGGACAUGAUUUCUAAAGAUACCGACAAGACUGGAGGCCUAUUGAGACAGUUACUUCGGCCCCUAUCGAUGUAAGCGCGCUGGCCGUGAUCGUAUAGUGGUUAGUACUUCGCGUUGUGGCCGCGACAACCCAGGUUCGAAUCCUGGUCGCUCAAGAUUUUUAGUCCGUGUAUUUAUAAACACUUAGUCAAGUCAUACUUGAAGCCAAUAGGGAUGUCUUGGGAGAUGUCAAAAUUAAUAGCCGAGGAUAGGAAGAAAUGGAAGGAAAUGGUGGAGGCCCUAUGCUCCAUAAGGAGCAAAGAGGACUAACAACAAGUCAUACUUAAUCAAGUCAUUAGAUAAAGUAGAAAAUAAACUAUAUAAAAAACUUUUUUAAAAACCACGUUUUUCAUGUGUAGCAACGGACUAAAAAGGAGAAAAUAAAAUACUUAAAAA
Molecule: messenger RNA, 3275 nt
Organism: Physella acuta
Lineage: Eukaryota; Metazoa; Mollusca; Gastropoda; Physidae
Product: putative ankyrin repeat protein RF_0381
Molecular function (GO): protein binding
Source: RefSeq, a predicted model, not a curated record